AUGAAGUUCCUAGCAACCAUCGCCGUACUGGCCGCAACGGCCAUGGCCAACCCCGUUGCCAGGGCCACGAAAGAAUUCCAGUUGAAGACUUUCGGUGCCAAAAACUCUCACCACAAUAACCUCUACGUCUACGCUUACCACACCGGUGCGGGUUUCAAUGAUGCUGUGCUGGACAAGAAUGGCACCAGCGCCCCAUCGUUUUAUCUCAACGGUACCACUGCUUUGACUGCCCUGGGGACUGAUUAUCCUUGGGGUAUUAUUGCCACUGGAGACACGAACUAUGCCUCGUGGGAGCCGAUUGAAAUCAAUGUCGGUGGUGGCUCCGAGGGAUUCUCCAUCGAGAAGGGCAACUUUGUGUGGUCUGAGGCUGACGGCUUCGGUGGUUGGCUCGUUUGUGAUUGGUACCACAAUAGCCCUCAGCUAUUCUACUUGAACCGCUACUACACGCCUACUAUUCCUUCAAGCUGCAGCAAGGCUCAGCUCAAAGCCGUCUACACCAAGUAG
Penicillium cataractarum is the source of this 504-nucleotide messenger RNA. RefSeq lists its product as uncharacterized. The transcript has 3 exons. The record is from RefSeq and is a predicted model, not a curated record. Bases 1 to 504 code for a protein of 167 amino acids. NCBI's taxonomy places the organism in Eukaryota, Fungi, Ascomycota, Eurotiomycetes, Eurotiales, Aspergillaceae.